AUGAUAAAUAAAGACUUACCUGCCAUAGGAGGUCCUAUAAACAACAAAUUAAAACUGUUCUAUUUUUUUUUUAAAGAGCUUAAUUAUUAUUAUGAAAAAAUAAAAUUUUAAAUUUUAAAGUCUUUGCUAUAUUUUUUGAUAAUAAAUUCAUAAACUUAAUUUAUAUUCCUUUAAUCAGGAUUAGAAUUUAUCAUAUUAUUAAUAAUUAAAUCGUAUAAUUAGUAUCUUAGAAUAUCUUUAUUAAAAAAAGACAAAUCCAACUUUUUUUAUCUAUUUCUCCUAUAAUCAGAAGCUUCAUCAAAGCUAAUUUAAAUUCCUAGUAAUUCAAGAAAGACUAUUCCUAAUGAAUAAAUAUCAGUUUUAUUCGUGAUUUUAUGCACAUUUCUAUCACUUAAGAGAGAUUCUGGAGAAAUGUAUUUGAAAGUUCCUCCAUUGCAUUAUGAUAUGUAAGAUUUAUCUACAUCUAAUAAAGUUGAAAGGUUAAAGUCAGAAAAUUUUGCUUUAAGAUUACAAUCUAAAAGAAUGUUAUCAGGCCUAAUGUCGAAGUGA
Molecule: messenger RNA, 549 nt
Organism: Tetrahymena thermophila SB210
Lineage: Eukaryota; Ciliophora; Oligohymenophorea; Hymenostomatida; Tetrahymenidae
Exons: 1
Source: RefSeq, a predicted model, not a curated record